Torulaspora delbrueckii is the source of this 1038-nucleotide messenger RNA. RefSeq names its product H(+)-transporting V0 sector ATPase subunit d (gene VMA6). The record is from RefSeq and is a predicted model, not a curated record. Lineage: Eukaryota; Fungi; Ascomycota; Saccharomycetes; Saccharomycetales; Saccharomycetaceae. The coding region runs from base 1 to 1038 and encodes 345 amino acids. The transcript has a single exon. Gene Ontology annotation, molecular function: proton-transporting ATPase activity, rotational mechanism. Gene Ontology annotation, cellular component: fungal-type vacuole membrane; proton-transporting V-type ATPase, V0 domain; vacuolar proton-transporting V-type ATPase complex. Gene Ontology annotation, biological process: proton transmembrane transport; vacuolar transport; vacuolar acidification.
AUGGAGGGCGUUUAUUUCAAUAUUGAUAAUGGUUUCAUCGAAGGUGUCGUUAGAGGAUACCGGAACGGUCUGCUUACGGGGAAUCAAUACAUCAACUUGACUCAAUGUGAUACUUUAGAGGAUUUGAAAUUGCAACUUUCUUCUACCGACUAUGGCAAUUUCUUGUCAUCGGUCCCCACUGAAGCUUUGACUACGUCUGUGAUCCAGGAGAGUGCUUCUGAUAAGCUUUACCAGGAGUUUAACUACAUUAGGGACCAGUCGAGUGGGAAAACUAAAAAAUUCAUGGAUUACAUAACGUAUGGGUACAUGAUCGAUAACGUGGCAUUGAUGAUUACGGGUACGAUCCAUGACCGUGAUAAGGCUGAGAUUUUGCAACGUUGUCAUCCCUUGGGUUGGUUCGAUACUUUACCCACAUUGACCGUGGCUACCGAUUUAGAGUCGUUGUACGAAACUGUGCUUGUCGAUACUCCUUUGGCACCAUACUUCCGUGAUUGUUUUGACAAGGCCGAUGAAUUGGAUGAUUUGAAUAUUGAGCUUGUGAGAAACAAGCUAUACAAGGCCUACUUGGAAGAUUUCCAUAGUUUCAUCUCAGAGAAUGUCGAUCAACCAGCUUGUGAAGUAAUGCAAUCAUUGUUGGAAUUUGAAGCUGACAGAAGAAGUAUAAACAUCGCUUUAAACUCUUUGCAAAGUCCCGAUAUUGAUCCUGAGUUGAAGAGUGAGCUUUUGCCAGAUUUGGGAAAAUUGUACCCAUUGGGUACUAGUCAUUUGGCUCAGGCUUCAGAUUUCGAAGCUGUAAGAAGUGCUGUGAAUAACGUUUACGACUACCGUGGGAUCUUGGAGUCUGGUAACUUAGAAGAUCACUUCUACAAAUUAGAAAUGGAACUCUGUAGGGAUGCUUUCACCCAACAGUUUACCGUUUCUACGAUCUGGUCAUGGAUGAAAUCUAAGGAACAAGAAGUGAGGAAUAUCACUUGGAUCGCCGAGUGUAUCGCACAAAACCAGAGAGAAAGAAUAAACAACUAUAUCUCGGUCUACUGA